Molecule: messenger RNA, 3477 nt
Organism: Brassica rapa (field mustard)
Lineage: Eukaryota; Viridiplantae; Streptophyta; Magnoliopsida; Brassicales; Brassicaceae
Biological process (GO): DNA repair
Cellular component (GO): nucleus
Molecular function (GO): zinc ion binding; protein binding; nucleic acid binding
Source: RefSeq, a predicted model, not a curated record
AUUUGGGAGGGAAAAUCAAUUUGGGGGAAAGGGUUUUGCUUCCUCUCCUCUCAUGCGCUAUGAAGAGAAGACAUAGCGAUAAAGUCUCGAUUCGUAUCCACAACAUCGGCACACCGUUGAUUUCUCGCUCCACCGGUUCACCCAUAGAAUCUCUUCACGUCGAAUCAGAUCGUCCCUACACGAUUGGUCGAAGUACAGCUAACGGGUCGUGCGAUUUUGUCCUCGAUCAUGUCGGAAUCAGUAGAAACCACUGCCAGAUUCUAUUCGAUAGCCGAAGUAGCAAACUUUACGUUUUUGAUGGUGUGAUUCUUUCGAAUUAUUCAGGUGGGUUUAGUCAAUUUUUCAAUGAGGUGGAGAAGGAGGGUUUGAGAUUUAAGGUUUCUUUGAAUGGUGUGUAUGUUAAUCGAGUUAAGGUUGGGAAAGGUAGAGUUCAAGAGGUUUUGGUUGGUGAUGAGGUGUUGUUUGUUUGUGGGAAGGAAGGGUUGUUGUGUUGUAAAGAUGAACGAGUUGGGUUUGUUGUUCAGGAGAUUGGUUUUGAAGGAAGGGAUACUUCUGUUUCCGAAGGACAUUCUAGGGGGAGUUUUUCUAGUGGGAAGAGAAGUAAAAGGGUUUUUGCUCCGAUGGAAAAUGAAGUCAGUUCUAUGGUUUCUGGGGUUAAAGCUGUUGGUGGUGUUGUUGAGAGAUUGAACUCUCUUGUAAGAUAUUGUAGACAUGUAUUGAAUAGUGAUGAUCCUGUAUCUUGCCUUAGGCUGUCAGAUUCUGGGAAAGAAUGCGUAUCCUAUUGUACAAUGUUAAGGUUAAAAGGAGGUAUAGUGAAAGAUAAUAGAGAAGUCAGGAGUGAUGAGGAAAAUCAUGAGAUGAGUGGUUUAAAGGUGAGGGAUGAGCAGCCAAGCCCACAAUUGCAUAUAGAUAGAAGUAUAGUUGUCUCAAACUUGGUUAGCCAGGUAGAAAGUGAUGGUGCUGCUUGUAUUUCUGUUAGCGAUAAAGCUAGGACAAUGAUUCCUAUUGAUGAGGAGAAAGAAAACACUCCUGGUAAUAGUUACUUCACUAAGGAGAAAAGUUAUCAAAGCUCUGGGAAGAACUUUUAUCUAAAUCGUCUUCAAUAUAUUGAACAUGAUCCAACUGGUAGUCAACGGGUGGUUUCCUUGCCAGAACUUCUUCACCCUGUGGAAAGCAUCUCACAAAUUUUCAUUGCAACAUUUACAAGUGAUAUCUUAUGGUUUCUUACCGGUUGUGAGAUACCUAGUCAUUUGCCUGUAACUGUUGCAUGUCACCAUGCUGAGAGAUGUUGGAGCUCAAGCCCUGAUUCAAGAACCGCUGCUCCUUUGCCAAAUUACCCAAACGUAACUAUGGUAUUUCCACCAUUUCCUGAGGAAAUUGCAUUUGGGAAAGAUAGAAAGAACCAAGGCAUUGCUUGUCAUCACCCCAAGCUGUUUAUUCUGCAAAGAGAAGAUAGUCUUCGUGUAAUUAUUACGUCUGCAAACUUAGUAGCAAGACAGUGGGAUGACGUGACCAACACAGUUUGGUGGCAAGAUUUUCCACGAAGAGCAAACCCUGAUUACUUAUCCCUUUUCAGCCAUUUCAAAAAGGAAACCAAUCGUGGUUUAAGUUCAGAUUUUGGUGCUCAGCUGGCUGGAUUUGCUGCGACACUUUUGGCUGAUGUUCCAAGUCAAGCCCAUUGGAUUCUCGAGUUGACAAAAUACAACUUUGAACACUCAGCAGGUCAUCUUGUCGCUUCAGUCCCUGGAGUUCAUUCUUAUAAGCCCUCUUAUCUUACAGAAUCUGUUCGCUCAAGCUCCGCUUUCAAUGAAGAGUUUCUGGGAUCUGUGGAAGCGUCUGUCGUUGGCCUAAGUUACCUUUUCCGUUCUACCAGUGAUUCUACAGGAGCACAACUGAAACGACUGGCUUCAUAUAUUAGUAGAACCCGUGAAAAUUCUCUCGGAAUGUUGGAACUUGUUAUGAGAAGAAACACCAGUGUGCCUGCUGACGUGAAUGCUGUGAGCGUCCUUGUCCCUAACCCUGAUGAUGAUUCGAGAGACGAGUUUGUCCAGCUAGGCUUUUUGCCGCGGAACAUUGCAAAAUGGGUUUCACCUCUGUGGGAUAUUGGGUUCUUUAAAUUUGUUGGAUAUGUGUAUCGAGAUGAAGUCCUUGCAUCUGCUUCCUGUAGGAGUAACCAGAAGGUGCAACUGAUGCUGCAUGUAUUACAAGGAGUGUCCAUUUCAGAAAUGUCAAAGUUGAUUCUACCACAUCAUGUUGUUGCGUUGUGCUCGUUGAUUGCUUCACUUCAGAGAUGUACUGGCAUUUGGAGGCUACAAGAGGUGUUAGGCUGUUACAAGUGGCCUGAGUCUCAGGAAUCUGAUUUUGUCUACAGUGCAUCAUCGGUUGGAGGCUCAGUAACUGCAGGUUUUCAAGCUGAUUUUGCAUCAGCCGCAGGUAAAAAAGCGUUACAGCAUUUUGACUCCCAAGAGUCUGAUCCUGAGUGGGGAUGCUGGAGUGCUAGGGAGGAACGAGAAGCUCCUUCUAUUAAAAUCAUCUUCCCUACCAUUGAAAGGGUGAAGAAUGGCCUGCGCGGUGUCUUGUCUUCAAGACGUCUGCUCUGCUUCUCCGAUAAAACCUGGCAAAAGUUGAGAUAUAACAAUGUGCUUCACGAUGCCGUUCCUAAUCCUCAGGACAGAGUCGGGCACCCGAUGCAUAUCAAGGUGGCGAGAAGACGCUUCACCUCCACUAGAGGUUUAGGGUCUUCUUCAUUUGGUUGGGUUUACUGUGGCUCACAUAAUUUCAGUGCAGCUGCCUGGGGACAGACCAUUUCCAGAUCCUCCAGGACCAACCAGGACCAGUCUUAUAAUGCCAUGAGAGUAGUCAGUAAACUUCGUGUAUGCAACUACGAGCUCGGGAUUGUAUUUGUUUUCCCCCCACCUCAUGAAGAAACAGACUUAUGUGAUGGGUCUAAGAUUGAUGAUAUUGUGUUGCCGUUUAUUGUACCGGCUCCAAAGUAUGGAGGGAGUGAUAGACCGGCUACAGGUUUGGCUAUGAGGGAAGCUUUGGCUGAGUUCAGGGAAGGCUCUAGAAGUGUCUUUGGAGAGAAUGAAGUUGAGGAAGUAGAGGAGGAAGAAGAAGAUGAGGCUGAAGCUGAAGCUGAAGCUGAAGGAAGAGGAGAAUUUGUUGUAGAAGAGGAGAAGCAAGAAGAGAAGGCUUACGGUGAGGCGUUGUGGAGCCAGGUUGAGUCCUCCCUCAGCUCCUGAAAAAUACUUACAUAUGUAACGUGUAAAAACAUUUGUUGGGAUUAUAAAGGGUAAGAAAUAAAAAUGAUUUUUCUCAUUGUCGUCUUUUUGGUCAAAUAAAACUGAUUCUUUAAGUUUAUUAUGUUUUCUUGAUAGGUGUAAAAGCACAUAUAUAUACAUCUUUUAACACUAUAAAAUGUAUAUUUGAGUGGUUCGUUUUUUAUGUGACGUCUGUGGAAUAAAUCUCGUUGACACA